This is a messenger RNA of Porites lobata, 1095 nucleotides long. Lineage: Eukaryota; Metazoa; Cnidaria; Anthozoa; Scleractinia; Poritidae. The record is from the annotation of a GenBank genome assembly.
AUGGAAUUUUUUAAAAAUAAUGCUAAAAAAUUAAAAGACUUUUUAAGAAAUAAUAAGAAUAUUAAGUUAAGAAUGGUUUUAGUUAGUUUAAUGGAAAAACAACUAAUGGAUAAAGAGCGAAUAAGUGGAAUAGUUGAGGAUAAAGCAUAUUUUAAUUCUGAAACAAAUAUUAAUCUUGAAUCAACAGAUGAAAAAAGAAUACUUGCUUCAGAUAUUAGACGUAUUACAAAUGACAUUGACAAAUAUCAACAAAAUGGAAGUGGAUGGUAUUUUAAAGAAAUAGUUGGUCUUGAAAUACAUACUGCUGAAUAUAAACCAAUGAAUGGAUCAUCUUACAUUCCUCUUCCAGAAUGGAUAAGUAAAAAAAGAGCAAUAGUUAAUAUACAAAACAGAGAUGAAAAAUGCUUUCUUUGGUGUGUACUAAGAUAUAUUUAUCCAAGAGAGCAAAAUGAUGCGCGAUUAACUGAUUUGAAAAAGUAUGAGUAUAGUCUUAACACCAGAGGAAUUAAUUUUCCUAUGAAAAUAAAAGAUAUAUCCAAAUUUGAAAAACUUAAUCCAGAACUCCCAGGGAUAAAUGAUUUUUCAGUAAGUGAUAACAACAAGUUUUAUCCCUUAAGAAUGGCGGAAAAAGAUUGCCAAAAUACAAUAGAUUUAUUUUUACAUGAAGAAGAUGGUAAAUCACAUUAUUCUUUUAUAAAAAACUUUAAUCGUUUGCUUAGAACACAAAUAACUUCAAGUAAGAAUGGUGAAGUAUUUAUUUGUAAAAAAUGUUUUACUCAUUACACUAAAAAUGAAUUAUUAGAAAAACAUAUUUUAUACUGUUCAAGCAAUGAAACAGUUUCUGUUAAAAUGCCGCCAAGAAAAACAAAAUUAUCUUUUAAUAAUCACAACAAAAAAUUUCCAAUUCCUUUUGUUGUUUAUGCUGAUUUUGAAUGUUUUACUAAACCAAUGAGUAAUUGUUGCCCAAAUCCAGAAAAUUCUUACUCUUAUAAUUAUCAAAAACAUGAACCAUCAGGAUUUUGCAUCUAUAUCAAAGGAUUAAAUCCUAACAUAAAUUUUAAACCUAUUCUUUACACUAAAAAAAAACGAAGAUGA